CGCCCCGCCGCCCGCGCGCGGGACGGCCCCCCCCUGCCCGGGCCGCGGCUGCCGCCCCCCCCUCCGCGCGCGCGGGGGGGGGGGUCGUGGCCCCCGGCCCGCCUCCACGGGCGCCGUGGCGGCCCUCCCCCCGGGGCCGUAGCGUGCCUCUCCGCAAGUCCAUGCCAGGCGGCAGGUCCCGAUUCGAGGUGCGGUUGCCUUCCGCCUGCGGCUUGGGAUUCCGCCGUCGAUGACGCCGUCUCGCUGGUGCAGCGCGCCGUGGGGGAGGAGGCAGUACAGUGCGCGUCGUGGUGCAGGGGACACGCGGGCGAGUGGGCCACGAAGUGCACGUUCCAAGGGUGCGGGGCUUGCGACGCUUGUGACGCCAAGGCGGCCCGGAGGGGCGACGGCCCUGAGUGGAAGAGGCCGCUCCGGGUGCACGUCACAUCCGUCGGUGGCGUCGGCACCACGGGCUUCAUCGAGGAGUUGAGGAACGUCUCUGCGCGGAUCCGGACCAACGACCCCAUCGACAAUGACCAGGUCAAGCAUGCGCCCUACCUGAGGCUGGUCGGAGAGGUCGACGCCGGCUCCGUGCCGCACCGGAGAUUCAAGGCGAAGCUCCCCGACAAGAUGAUCUACCUGUCCGCCCGG
Molecule: messenger RNA, 630 nt
Organism: Prorocentrum cordatum
Lineage: Eukaryota; Dinophyceae; Prorocentrales; Prorocentraceae
Source: the annotation of a GenBank genome assembly